Lepisosteus oculatus (spotted gar) is the source of this 4138-nucleotide messenger RNA. RefSeq names its product neprilysin. Gene Ontology annotation, biological process: amyloid-beta clearance; protein processing. Gene Ontology annotation, molecular function: metalloendopeptidase activity. Lineage: Eukaryota; Metazoa; Chordata; Actinopteri; Semionotiformes; Lepisosteidae. Gene Ontology annotation, cellular component: plasma membrane. The record is from RefSeq and is a predicted model, not a curated record.
UUAACUUCAUGAAACACGAUGGUUGGAGGUAGCAGCCGGUAUUUGUUAGGGUCGAAAUUUAUCUUUUAGGUUCGAAAGUUUUCCGUUGUGGAAAUUAACUUUGGCUACGUAGAGUAUCUCGCUAAUAUCACCGCCGACCCUCAGCUGGGGACUGAUUUUCCUCACCCUUGUUAAACCUUUCAUUUUUACAUCGACUGUAAGUGAACAGUAUUAAAACGCAGUUGACAAAGACUGGGAGAACGAAAUACGAGUGUGCCGUGUUAUUACAGUACGCCUUGGGCUGUCAGGUUGUGAACAGCUUGUCUCUUACAGACCAAGCACUACUAGUACUUAGGCAGUCACUAAAUUUCUACCUCCACGGGACAUACUGUAUAAUAAUUAUCCGUGUCUGCGUGUCUAAAGGAGCUGCGCUAUUUACUUUAGCAAAAUCCAUUCCCAAGAUAUUUAGGAUUGUUUGGCAAAGCUCUCCUUGUGCGACCACUGAGGUAGACUGAGCUCCGCUGUCAAGAUCAGCUUUAAACGCCUGCUUAAUGGGAGAGAAGAGAUUCUAGACUCCAAAGGAACUUCGUUCUUAUCUGCCAAGAUACAUAUUAUUUUUGCUCAAAAAUAAGCCCAGCAUAUUCGCGAUACUCUAAGUGUUCUGUAGCCGAUGAUGUUGAGGUGCCGCUAACAGGCUAAAUGCAGCGUUGCUCAAGAAGGCUUUUCUUUUUAUGGAUUUGACGACUGUUUGAUUGGUUGGUGAUGCCCAUUUACAUCAUCGACCGAAAAUUUCCAGAGACACCUGGUGCAUUGUUUCAGGCCACAUCAGAAAGGCAGAUGGAUACAGCAGACAAUAACGCUUCAAAAUCGAAAAAGAAGUUAAGAUGGACUUCACUGGAGAUCGGACUCACGACUGUGGUGUCUCUUCUCCUGAUUGUGGUGAUUGCUCUGAUCAUUUUAGUUUCAACACAAGGCGGUGAUGGGAUUUGCAAGUCUGCAGACUGUACAAAGUCAGCUGCCCGGCUAAUUGAGAACAUGGACACCAGUGCUAAUCCUUGCCAAAAUUUUUACCAGUAUGCCUGUGGAGGCUGGUUAAAGAAGAACAUUAUUCCUGAAACCAGCUCCCGUUACAGCACAUUUGAUAUCCUGAGAGAUGAAUUAGAAGUUGUCCUUAAAGAUGUUCUUGAAAGGCCUGACCAAGGAGACAUCAGUGCACUGACCAAAGCAAAGACACUGUACAAAUCAUGCACAAAUGAAACACAAAUUGAAAGCAGAGGUGGCGCUCCCCUGAUAAGCAUCUUGCCUGAUAUUUUUGAGUGGCCUGUAGCGACUGACAACUGGGAAAAUGAGUAUGGUAAAACAUGGACAGCUGAAGAUGCAGUUGCCAAACUAAAUGAAAAAUAUGGAAAGCGAGUUCUUGUCAAUUUCUUUGUUGGAACAGACGAUAAAGAUUCUAACGUCCACAUUAUUCAUUUUGAUCAACCUGGGCUUGGUUUGUCUUCACGAGACUACUAUGAAUGUACGGGUCCCUAUAAAGAGGCAUGUGUCGCUUACAUGAAGUUCAUGACGGCAGUGGCGAAACUGAUCAGAGAGGACAGAAACAUGACUGUGGAUGAGGCCAACAUCACCGCUCAGAUGCAAAGAGUGAUGGCUCUGGAGAAAGAAAUUGCUCAUGCAACAGAUAAGCCAGAGGACCGUAAUGAUCCUGUUCUGCUCUAUAACAAAAUGGAACUGGGAGAAAUGAGGAAAAACUUCUCCUUAGAAAUUGAUUCAAAAGAAUUUAACUGGACCCGUUUUGCUAACAAUAUCAUGGGAGCUGUGAAUAUUACUGUCACAGAGCAGGAGGCUGUUGUUCUGUAUGCCCCUAAUUACCUGAGGAAACUGAAUCCUAUCAUUUCUAACUACACCGCCAGAGACAUUCAAAAUUACAUUGUGUGGCGCUACAUCAUGGAUCUGGUGAACAGUCUGAGCAGAUCCUACAAAGACACAAGGAAAGCCUUCCGCAAGGCCCUUUAUGGAACAACCUCGGAAACAGCUGUGUGGCGUCAGUGUGCCAACUACGUCAACAGCAACAUGGAGAACGCAGUGGGGAGACUGUACGUUGAAGAAGCUUUUGCUGGGGAAAGUAAAGAGAUGGUGGAAGAAAUGAUCGCUGAGAUCCGGGAGGUAUUCAUUAACACUUUAGAUGACCUUCAGUGGAUGGAUGAGGAAACCAAGAGAAAAGCAGAAGAAAAGGCAAGAGCUAUUAGGGAAAGGAUUGGAUACCCAGAAAAUAUCAAGGACAACGCCCAGCUGGAUAAAGAGUAUAAAGAUUUAAACUACAAUGUGGAAGAAUACUUUGGAAAUAUCCUCCAGAAUCUGGAGUUUGGACAGAAGAAACGUCUACAGAAACUCAGGGAAAAAGUCAACAAAGAGGAGUGGAUCACUGGAGCAGCUAUUGUCAAUGCCUUCUAUUCUUCAAGCAGAAAUCAAAUCGUUUUCCCCGCUGGAAUUCUGCAACCCCCCUUCUUUGACAAGGGUCAAUCCAAAUCCCUCAAUUACGGUGCGAUUGGCAUGGUCAUUGGCCAUGAAAUCACCCAUGGCUUUGAUGACAAUGGUAGAAACUUUGACAAAGAUGGAGACCUCACAGACUGGUGGACAAAGGAGUCAGCUGCUAAAUUUAAUGAACUUUCCAAGUGCAUGAUUGACCAGUAUGGGAACUUCUCCUGGGAUCUAGCUGGUGGUCAAAAUCUCAGUGGAGUUAAUACUUUGGGAGAGAACAUUGCAGAUAAUGGUGGAGUCAGACAAGCAUAUCAAGCAUACCAAAAUUACAUUAACAAAAAUGGACAGGAGGAGCUACUGCCAGGAAUUGACUUGAACCACAGACAGCUAUUCUUCCUCAAUUUUGCACAGGUGUGGUGUGGUACCUAUAGACCUGAACAUGCUGUUAAUUCUAUCAAAACUGAUGUGCACAGCCCUGGAAAAUUCAGAGUUUUAGGGUCAUUACAGAACUUUCCAGAAUUUGCUGAAGCCUUUUCUUGUCGCAAGAAAGAUUACAUGGCGCCACUGCAGCAGUGUCGAGUGUGGUGAAGUGGGCAACAACUCAAAGAAAGACCCCUUGUCAACAGACUGUUAGACUCUAAUUGCAGGGAUUCCACUGAAUGUGUACAGGGGAGGGUUACUGAAUGCAGUGCCCUCUCACACAGAACUGUUCUUUCUUUCCUACCUAGUAAAUGUGCUAAAUUGUAAUUAAUCUUCAAACAGUUCAUUAAACUAGAUUUGAUUUUUUUUAAAGCCGGUAUUCAUGCACAUAAAGUAUAGCAGCACAAAAACGGAUCUGAACAUUUUCUAUAUAAAGAUUUUUCAUAAAAAUUGAAAUUACUAGUAUCGCAUAUAUUGUGUUGUGUUUCUACAGUAGUUUUACACUUCAUGUAUAAUUGUUUCUUUGAAAACAGAAAAAGCCUUAUGAACUUACUUUUUUAUAUGAGUUAAAUUGUGAUUCCUGGUUAAGGGGGCUUGAUUGACUUACUCAUUUGCAGAAAGUCAAGAUACGACUUUGAGGCAAAGCAAGUAAAAAUAACAUUUACACCAAAGAUUUCAAAUUCUCUCAAAUGUACCCUGUACAUUUCCUCUCACAAAACUAAUGAUUUCAUUUAUAAAAUUUUAAGGAUUCAUGACUAAUUUGACUUUAGAAAGAUUACACUGAAUGUUAUCUCUUAAGAGUAGAGGGGGUUAAUACUCAAGAUGACUUCAGUCUUUGCUGAUAGUACUCCUACGAUACACCUACUCAAGUGAUAUCGUUUUCUGAAAGGAAUGUGCUCACUGCUUACAUUCAAGAGAUGUACUUUUUGUCAAUUUUCUUUAUAUGGGAAGUUAAAAUUCUAUAAAUGAUAUUUAGGCCAGUAAUAAAAGAAAACAAAAUCCUGUAUCAGAAAGGCAAGAUACUGUGUUUCUUUAUUGCUGUUUUUGUCAAAUCCUUGCAAUCUGUAGUAUCUGCCAUUGAAGGUGAUACAUUUUAAACAUCACACUUCCAUAACUUUAAAGUUAAAUACCAUUAGUCCAAGGUGUAUUAAUACAGUAUUUAGAAAGUUAAACACAAAUACCUCAGAUGCCUGGAUUUAGGUACUUUGUAAGAAACAUAUUCAGAAAUAAUUUGUUAAUAAAUUCUAACAUAAAAGUG